Molecule: messenger RNA, 423 nt
Organism: Fusarium venenatum
Lineage: Eukaryota; Fungi; Ascomycota; Sordariomycetes; Hypocreales; Nectriaceae
Source: RefSeq, a predicted model, not a curated record
AUGGCAACUGGGGACUCUAACGAUUCCAACGAUGCCAAUGAUGACGGCUUCAACUUCGGACAAGAACCAUUCGCCUGGGCUCUCAUCCCCUUAUUCGUCAUCCUCAUCCUUGGAUUGACAGCAACUGUCAUCCAAAUCAGACGUCGGCGCCGCCGUCGUGGAAACCAAUGGCCCAGCUCAAAUCCCCAAACACCCACAUAUUCGGGACUUCGUGGCGGUAGAACAACAAAUCGCGGAGCCCUAUGGAAUGGCACUAGGUCUCAGGAAGGUCUGAACGAGCUUGGACAGGCGCCGCCACCGUAUGAUGGCAAGAAGGAGAGGCAGGAUCUAUUGGAACUGAGAGAUCUUGAAGCUGGUGGCAGUCCACCCGAGUAUCCUUUUGAACCGCCACCAGCUCUUGUGACGGAUGGUCGGAGAUCUUGA